AUGAAGGUUAUGUGUGUAGCAUGUGAUAAGAUUCUUUUUCAAAAAAUAUCUGUUUUUCAUGAUGCAGGAGCUUAUGGUUCAAGAAGUGCUGGAAUUAAUGAUGCAAGAAGUGCAGGAACGUCUGGUACAGGAGCCUAUGAUGUAAGAGGUGCAAAUGGCUAUCGUGUAAGAGGUGCCAGUGGUUAUGGUAAUGGAGAUGCAGAGAGCUAUGAUACUGGAGAUGCAGAUGGCUACGGUACUGGUGGUGGCGGUGGUUAUGAAGCAGGUGGUUAUAGCGCAGGAGACUUUGCAGGUGGCUAUGGGGAGGCUGGAAGUAAAGGUGCAGAUAGUUAUGGUGCUAGAGGUGCCAAUGCUUACCAUGCUGGAAAUCUUGCAGGUGGAUAUGAUAUGGGAGAUGUAGAUGGCUAUGAUAUAGAAGAUGCAGGUGGCUAUGCAACAGGAGAUGCAGGUGGUUAUGGUACAUUAAGAAGGGCUAGUCAAGGUCGAUACGGUUCUGGAGCAAGUGCAAGAACGUUUGGAUCAAAAGUGUUGACUGGAGGACAUGCUGCUGCUGGAGGAUAUGGCACAGGACAAGGUCGAGGGCAAGACAGAAGUAUAGUAGGUGGCUCAUAUGGGUUUCGUUACGGAAUCGCCAAUCAAGAAGUAAAUAAUGACUCAACGGAAAAAAAUAAUGAAUAUCGUGAACCUAAUUUUAACGAACCCGAAGGACCAGGUAAAUUUCCCUUAGGAGAAGGACUAGUAAAUCAUGGUUGGUUAGGUGCAGGGAAAUAUGACACAGGAUAUGGUACAGGCAUGGGCAAUGGCGGACAAGGUUGGGUAGGUCCUGGCAAAUAUGGAACAGGAUAUGGCACAAGCAUGGGUAGUAGUGGACAUGGUUCGUUAGCUGCUGGAGGAUUCAGUAAAGCAUAUGGUGGAGGGUAUGGCAGUGUACCUCGUGGGACACAUAGCAUUGGACCUGGAGGAACGCAUGGUGGUGGACCUGGUGGAGCAUAUGGUGGUGUACCUAAUGGAGCUGAUGGAGGUGAACCUAGUGGAGCAGAUAGCGGGGUAUUUGGUGGGGCACAUGGCAUUGUAUCUGGUAGAGCAUAUGGCGUUGGACUAGGUGGAUCAUAUGGCGAUAGACCUGGAGGGUCAUAUGGUGGUGGACCUGGAAGAGCAUACAGCGGUGGACCUCGAGGAACAUAUGGGAGUGGACCAGGUGGAUCAUAUGGUGGCUUAUCUGGUGGAACAUAUGGUGGUUUAUCUGGUGGAGCAUAUGGUGGUAAGACUGGUAAAUCAUAUGGUGGUGGACCAGGAGGAGCGUAUAUCCAAGUUUCAGGAAAGAUAUCUGGUGGAGCAUAUGGCGCUGUAUCUAGAGGCUCAUAUAGCGGUGGAACAUAUGGCAUUGAAUUGGGUGGGCCUGAAGGUGGCAAUGUACCUGGUGGACCUGGAGUAUCGUAUGGUGUUGGACCUGCUGGAGCAUAUGGUGCUGGACCUGGUGGAGCAUACGGCGUUGGACCUGGUGGGCCUGGUAUAGGCGGAGUACCUGGUGUACCUGGAUUAUCAUAUGGUGGUGGACCUGGGGGGUCAUAUGGUGCUAGACAUGGUGGAGGAUAUGGUGGUGGACGUAAUGGAGGUGGAUCAGGUGGAGCAUAUGGCGGUGGUCCUGCUGGAGCAUACGGCAGUGGUCCUGCUGGAGCAUACGGCACUGGACUUGCUGGAAUAUAUGGUGGUAAACCUGGUGGAGCGUAUGGCACUGCACUGGCGGGAACAUAUGGUGGAAGAUUUGGUGGGACUUUUGGUGGUGUACAUGGUGGAGCAUCUGGUGGUGGAUCUGCCGGAGCAUAUGGAGCUGGAGCUGGUGGAUGGCAUGGCGUUGGACCUGGAGGAUCUAGAGGAUCAUAUGGUGGUGCAUCUAUAGGGUCAUAUAGUGCAGGACCUGUAGGAGCAUAUGGUGGUGGACCUAAUGGAGGUGGACCAGGUGGAGCAUAUAGCGCUAAUCCAGCUGGAGCAUACGCCACAGGACUUGCUGGAGAAUAUGGUGGAGGAUUUGGUGGGACUUAUGGCGUUGGAUCUGGUGGUGGUGGGGUACCUGGUGGGCCAGGAGGAAUACAUGGCAGUGGAUUUGCUGGAGCAUAUGGCGUUGACUCUGGUGGAGCAUACGGCGCUGGACCUGGUGGAGCAUACGGCGUUGGACCUGGUGUGCCUGGUGGUAACGGUGUACCUGGUGUACCUGGAAGAUCACAUGGUGAUGGACCUAGUGGAGCAUAUGGAGGUGGAGCUAGUGGAGUUGGACCUAGAGGGGCAUAUGCUGGAGGAAUUGGUGGAGCAUAUGGCGGUGGACCUGCUGGAUCCUAUGGCGCAGGACCAGGUGGUGGAGGUGGAACAAUUGGACCUGGAGGGUCAUAUGGUGGUGGAUCUGGUGGAGCAUAUGGCGGUGGUCGUGCUGAUGCAUAUGGCACGGGACUUGGUGGAACAUAUGGAGGAGGAUUUGGUAGGGCUUUCGGCGUUUUACCUAUUGGAGCAUAUGGCGAUGGACAUGGUGGUGGCGGUGUACCUGGUGGGCCAGGAGCAAUAUAUGGUGGUGGAUCUUCUGGAGCAUAUGGCGUUGGACCUGGUGGAGCAUAUGGCGGUGCUCCUGGUGGAGCAUAUGGAGUUGGACCUAAUGGAGGUGGACCAGGAGGAGCAUAUGGUCAUGGUCCUACUAAAGCAUACAGCAAUGGACUUACUGGAGCAUAUGGUGGAGGAUUUGGUGGGGCGUUUGGCAUUUUACCUGGUGGUGGAGCAAAUGAUGGAGCAUAUGGUGGUAAACCUAGAGGGUCAUAUGGUGGUGGAACUAAUGGAGUUGGACCUGGAGGAGCACUUGCAGGGGGAAUUGGUGGUUCAUAUGGCGCAAGACCUGAUUCAGCAUAUGGCCGUGGACCAGGAGGAGCAUAUGGCGGUGGACCUGCUGGAGCCUAUGGCUCAGGACCUGGUGGUGCACAUGGCGAUGGACCUGGAGGAGGAACAAUUAGACCUGGAGGGUCAUAUGGUGGUGGAUCUGGUGGAGCAUAUGGCGGUGGACGUAAUGGAGCUAUUGGAGAUGGACCAGGAGCAGCACAUGGCGGUGAUCGUGCUGGUGCAUAUGGCACUGGAUUCGCUCGAACAUAUGGUGGGACUUUUAGCGUUGUAUCUGGAGGCUCAUAUGGCAGUGGAACAUAUGGCGUUGAAUCUGGUGGGUCUGGUACUGGUGGUGUACCUGGCGGACAAGGAGGAUCAUAUGGUGUUGGACCUGGUGGAGCAUAUGGGGUUGGACCUGGUGGGCCUGGUGGUGGCCGUGUACCUGGUGGACCUGGAGGAUCAUAUGGUGGUGAGCCUGGAGGGUCAUAUGGUGCUGGACCUGGUGGAGCAUAUGUUGGUGGACCUAAUGGAGGUGGACCAGGUGGAGCAUAUGGCGGUGGUCCUGCUGGAGCAUACGGCACUGGACUUGUUGGAGCAUAUGGUGGAGGAUUUGGAGGGGCUUUUGGCGUUUUACCUGGUGGAGCAUAUGGUGUUGGACCUGAUGGUGGCGGUGUACCUGGUGGGCCAGGAGGAAUAUAUGACGGUGGAUCUGCUGGAGCAUAUGACGUUGGACCUGGUGGAAAAUAUGGCUUUGGACCUGGUGGAGCAUACGGCGUUGGACCAGGUGGGCCUGGUGGUGGCGGUAUACCUGCUGGACCUGGAGGAUCAUAUGGUGGUGGACCUGCAGGAGCAUAUGGAGGUGGACCUAAUGGCGCUGGAUCUGGUGGGCAUGGUGGUGGCGGUAUACAUGGUGGACCAGGAGGAUCAUAUGGUGGCGGAUCCGGUGGAGCAUAUGGUGGUGGAUUUAAUGGAGUUGGAUCUGGAGCAGCACAUUCCGGAGGAAUUGGAGGUUCAUAUGGUGUAAGACCUGAUUCAGCAUAUGGCGAUGGAUCUGGUGGAGCAUAUGGAGGUGGACCUGGUGGGUCUGGUGGUGGUGGUGUACUUGGUGGGCCAGGAGGAAUAUAUGGCGGUGGAUCUGCGGGAGCAUAUGAUGUUGAACCUGGUGGAGCAUAUGGCGCCGGACCUGGUGGACCUGGAGGAUCAUAUGGUUUUGGAAUUGGAGGGUCAUAUGGUGGUAGAGCUAAUGGAGGAGGACCUGGACCAGCUCCAUAUCACGCUGGACCUGGAGGGCCUGGUGCUUUCGGGGUACCUGGUGAACCUGGUGGACCUGGAAGAUCAUACGGUGGAGGACCUGGUGGAGCAUAUACCGGUGGACUUAAAGGCGCUGGACUUGGUGGAGCAUACGGCAUUGGACCUGGAGGGCCUGGUGCAGGCGGUGUACCUGGUGGACUUGGAGGAUCAUAUGGUGGUGGACCUGGUGGAGCAUAUGGUGGUGGAGCUAAUGGAGUUCGACCUGGAGAAGCACAUGCCGGAGGAAUUGGUGGUUCAUAUGGUGGAGGAUUUGGUGGGGCUUUUAGCGUUGUAUCUGGAGGCUCAUUUGGCAGUGGAACAUAUGGCGUUGAAUCUGGUGGAUCUGGUGCUGGCGGUGCACCUGGUGGACCCAGAAGAUCAUAUGGCGCUGGAACAGGUGGAGCAUAUGGUGGUGGAUCUAAUGGAGGCGGAUCAGGCAGUGUCGGUGUUCCUGGAGGGCCAGGAGGAAUAUAUGGCAGUGGACCUGGUGAAGCACACGGCGUUGGAACUGGUGGGCCUGGUGGUGGCGGUGUACAUGGUGGACCAGGAGGAUUAUAUGGUGGAGGAAGUGGCGGACCAUAUGGAGGUGGACCUAAUGGCGCUGGACCUGGUGGAGCAUACGGCGUUGGACCUGGUGGAGCAUAUGGCGCCGGACCUGGAGGAUUAUAUGGUGGUGGACCUGGUGGAGCAUAUGGUGGUGGAGUUAAUGGAGUUGGACCUGGAGGAGCACAUGCCGGAGGAAUUGGUGGUUCAUAUGGUGCAAGACCUGAUUCAGCGUAUGGCGGUGGACCAGGAGGAGCAUACGGCGGUGGACCAGGAGGAGCAUAUGGCGGUGGACCAGGAGGAGCAUAUGGCGGUGGACCAGGAGGAGCAUAUGGCGGUGGACCAGGAGGAGCAUAUGGCGGUGGACCAGCAGGAGCCUAUGGUGCAGGACCUGGUGGAGCAUACGGCGACGGAUCUGGUGGUGGAGGUGGAACAAUUGGACCAGGAGGGUCAUAUGCUGGUGGAUCUGGUGGAGCAUAUGGCGGUGGACCUGGUGGACCUGGAGGAUUAUAUGGUGGUGGACCUGGUGGAGCAUAUGGAGGUGGACCUAAUGGCGAUGGUCCUGCUGGAGCAUACGGCACUGGACUUGCUGGAAUAUAUGGUGGAGGAUUUGGUGGGUCUUUUAGCGUUGUUCCUAAUGAAGCACAUGGUGGUGGACCUGGUGGAGCAUUUGGAAGACUGGGAGGGUCAUAUGGUGGUGAACCUGGAGGGUCAUAUGGUGGUGGACAUGGAGGGUCAUAUGGUGGAGGAGCUAAUGGAGGUGGACCAGGAGGACUUGGUGGAGCCUAUGGCACUGGACCUGGAGGGCCUGGUGCUGGCAGUGUACCUGGUGUACCUGGUGGAUCAUAUGGUGGAGGACCUUUUGGAGCAUAUGGUGGUGGACCUACUGGAGGUGGACCAGGUGGAACAUAUGGGGGUGGACCUGGAGGGUCACAUGGUGGUGGACCUGGUGGAGCAUAUGGUGGAAGACCGGGAGGGUCACAUGGUGGUGAACCUGGAGGAUCAUAUGGUGGAGGACCUUUCGGAGCAUAUGGUGGUGGACCAGGUGGAGCAUAUAGGGGUGGACCUAAUGAAGGUGGACCAGGUGGAGCAUAUGGCAAUGGACCUGGUGGUGGUGGUGGUGUUUCUGGUGGGCCAGGAGGAUCAUAUGUUGGUGGAACUAGUGGAGCAUAUGGCGCCGGACCUGGUGGACCUGGAGGAUCAUAUGGUGGUGGAACCAGUGGAGCAUAUGGUGGUGGAACUAAUGGAGGUGCACCAGGUGGAGCAUAUGGCGAUGGACCUGGUGGUGGCGGUAUACCUGGUGUACUUGAAGGAUCACUUGGUGGUGGAUCUGGUGGUGCAUAUGGUGGUGGAGCUAAUGGAGUUGGACCUGGAGGAGCACAUGCCGGAGGAAUUGGUGGUUCAUAUGGUGAAGGAUAUGGUGGGGCUUUUAGUGUUGUAUCUGGAGUCUCAUUUGGCAGUAGAACAUAUGGCGUUGAAUCUGGUGGAUCUGGUGCUGGCGGUGUACCUGGUGGACCCGGAAGAUCAUAUGGUGCUGGACCAGGUGGAGCAUAUGGUGGUGGACCUAAUGGAGGUGGACCAGGCAGUGGAGGUGUUCCUGGUGGGCCAGGAGGAAUAUAUGGCAGUGGACCUGGUGGUGCAUACGGCAUUGGAACUGGCGGGCCUGGUGGUAUUGGUGUACUUGGUGGACCAGGAAGAUCAUAUGGUGGUGGAAGUGGCGGACCAUAUGGAGGUGGACCUAAUGGGGCUGGACCUGGUGGAGCAUACGGCGUUGGACCUGGUGGAGCAUAUGGCGCCGGACCUGGAGGAUUAUAUGGUGGUGGACCUGGUGGAGCAUAUGGUGGUGGAGUUAAUGGAGUUGGACCUGGAGGAGCACAUGCCGGAGGAAUUGGUGGUUCAUAUGGUGCAAGACCUGAUUCAGCGUAUGGCGGUGGACCAGGAGGAGCAUACGGUGGUGGACCAGGAGGAGCAUACGGCGGUGGACCAGGAGGAGCAUAUGGCGGUGGACCUGCUGGAGCCUAUGGUUCAGGACCUGGUGGAGCAUACGGCGACGGAUCUGGUGGUGGAGGUGGAACAAUUGGACCAGGAGGGUCAUAUGCUGGUGGAUCUGGUGGAGCAUAUGGCGGUGGACCUGGUGGACCUGGAGGAUUAUAUGGUGGUGGACCUGGUGGAGCAUAUGGAGGUGGACCUAAUGGCGAUGGUCCUGCUGGAGCAUACGGCACUGGACUUGCUGGAAUAUAUGGUGGAGGAUUUGGUGGGUCUUUUAGCGUUGUUCCUAAUGAAGCACAUGGUGGUGGACCUGGUGGAGCAUUUGGAAGACCGGGAGGGUCAUAUGGUGGUGAACCUGGAGGGUCAUAUGGUGGUGGACAUGGAGGGUCAUAUGGUGGAGGAGCUAAUGGAGGUGGACCAGGAGGACUUGGUGGAGCCUAUGGCACUGGACCUGGAGGGCCUGGUGCUGGCAGUGUACCUGGUGUACCUGGUGGAUCAUAUGGUGGAGGACCUUUUGGAGCAUAUGGUGGUGGACCUACUGGAGGUGGACCAGGUGGAACAUAUGGGGGUGGACCUGGAGGGUCACAUGGUGGUGGACCUGGUGGAGCAUAUGGUGGAAGACCGGAAGGGUCAUAUGGUGGUGAACCUGGAGGAUCAUAUGGUGGAGGACCUUUCGGAGCAUAUGGUGGUGGACCAGGUGGAGCAUAUGGGGGUGGACCUAAUGAAGGUGGACCAGGUGGAGCAUAUGGCGAUGGACCUGGUGGUGGCAGUGUUUCUGGUGGCCCAGGAGGAUCAUAUGUUGGUGGAACUAGUGGAGCAUAUGGCGCCGGACCUGGUGGACCUGGAGGAUCAUAUGGUGGUGGAUCCAGUGGAGCAUAUGGAGGUGGACCUAAUGGAGGUGCACCAGGUGGAGCAUAUGGCGAUGGACCUGGUGGUGGCGGUAUACCUGGUGUACUUGGAGGAUCACUUGGUGGUGGACCUGGUGGUGCAUAUGGUGGUGGAGCUAAUGGAGUUGGACCUGGAGGAGCACAUGCCGGAGGAAUUGGUGGUUCAUAUGGUGGAGGAUAUGGUGGGGCUUUUAGCGUUGUAUCUGGAGUCUCAUUUGGCAGUAGAACCUAUGGCGUUGAAUCUGGUGGAUCUGGCGCUGGUGGUGUACCUGGUGGACCCGGAAGAUCAUAUGGCGCUGGACCAGGUGGAGCAUAUGGUGGUGAACCUAAUGGAGGUGGACCAGGCAGUGGCGGUGUUCCUGGUGGGCCAGGAGGAAUAUAUGGCAGUGGUCCUGGUGGUGCAUACGGCUUUGAAACUGGCGGGCCUGGUGGUAUUGGUGUACUUGGUGGACCAGGAAGAUCAUAUGGUGGUGGAAGUGGCGGACCAUAUGGAGGUGGACCUAAUGGGGCUGGACCUGGUGGAGCAUACGGCGUUGGACCUGGUGGAGCAUAUGGCGCCGGACUUGGAGGAUUAUAUGGUGGUGGACCUGGUGGAGCAUAUGGUGGUGGAGUUAAUGGAGUUGGACCUGGAGGAGCACAUGCCGGAGGAAUUGGUGGUUCAUAUGGCACAAGACCUGAUUCAGCGUAUGGCGGUGGACCAGGAGGAGCAUACGGCGGUGGACCUGGAGGAGCAUACGGCGGUGGACUAGGAGGAGCAUAUGGCGGUGGACCUGCUGGAGCCUAUGGUGCAGGACAUGGUGGAGCAUACGGCGACGGAUCUGGUGGUGGAGGUGGAACAAUUGGACCAGGAGGGUCAUAUGCUGGUGGAGCAUAUGGCGGUGGACCUGGUGGAACUGGAGGAUUAUAUGGUGGUGGACCUGGUGGAGCAUAUGGAGGUGGACCUAAUGGCUAUGGUCCUGCUGGAGCAUACGGCACUGGACUUGCUGGAAUAUAUGGUGGAGGAUUUGGUGGGUCUUUUAGCGUUGUUCCUAAUGAAGCACAUGGUGGUGGACCUGGUGGAGCAUUUGGAAGACCGGGAGGGUCAUAUGGUGGUGAACCUGGAGGGUCAUAUGGUGGUGGACAUGGAGGGUCAUAUGGUGGAGGAGCUAAUGGAGGUGGACCAGGAGGACUUGGUGGAGCCUAUGGCACUGGACCUGGAGGGCCUGGUGCUGGCGGUGUACCUGGUGGACCUGGAGGAUCAUAUGGUGGAGGACCUUCUGGAGCAUAUGGUGGUGGACCUACUAGAGGUGGACCAGGUGGAACAUAUGGGGGUGGACCUGGAGGGUCACAUGGUGGUGGACCUGGUGGAGCAUAUGGUGGAAGACCGGAAGGGUCAUAUGGUGGUGAACCUGGAGGAUCAUAUGGUGGAGGACCUUUCGGAGCAUAUGGUGGUGGACCAGGUGGAGCAUAUGGGGGUGGACCUAAUGAAGGUGGACCAGGUGGAGCAUAUGGCGAUGGACCUGGUGGUGGCAGUGUUUCUGGUGGCCCAGGAGGAUCAUAUGUUGGUGGAACUAGUGGAGCAUAUGGCGCCGGACCUGGUGGACCUGGAGGAUCAUAUGGUGGUGGAUCCAGUGGAGCAUAUGGAGGUGGACCUAAUGGAGGUGCACCAGGUGGAGCAUAUGGCGAUGGACCUGGCGGUGGCGGUAUACCUGGUGUACUUGGAGGAUCACUUGGUGGUGGACCUGGUGGUGCAUAUGGUGGUGGAGCUAAUGGAGUUGGACCUGGAGGAGCACAUGCCGGAGGAAUUGGUGGUUCAUAUGGUGGAGGAUAUGGUGGGGCUUUUAGCGUUGUAUCUGGAGUCUCAUUUGGCAGUAGAACAUAUGGCGUUGAAUCUGGUGGAUCUGGUGCUGGCGGUGUACCUGGUGGACCUGGAGGAUCGUAUGAUGGAAGACCUUUUGGAGCAUAUGGUGGUGGACCUAAUGGUGGUGGACCUGGAGGGUCACAUAGUGGUGGACCUGGAGGAGCAUAUGGUGGUAGACCUAAUGGAGGUGGACCAGGUAGAGCAUAUGGCGAUGGUCCUGCUGGAGCAUACGGCACUAGACUUGUUGAAACAUAUGGGGGAGGAUUUGGUGGGGCUUUUGGCGUUGUUCCUGGUGGAGCAUAUGGUGGUGGACCUGGAGGGUCAUAUGGUGGUGGAACUGGAGGGUCAUAUGGUGGUGGAGCAUAUGAAGUUGGACCUGGUGGAGCAAAUGGCGGUGGUCCUGCUGGAGCAUACGGCACUGGACUUGCUGGAACAUAUGGUGGAGGAUUUAGUGGGGCUUUCGGCGUUGUACCUGGCGUUGGAUCUGGUGGAACAUACGGCGUUGGACCUGGUGGACCUGGUGGUGGCGGUGUACCUGGUGGACCCGGAGGAUCAUAUGGUGCCCGACCUGGUGGAACAUAUGGCGGUGGUACUGGUGGAGCAUAUGGUGGUGGACCUAGAGGGCCACAUGGUGGUGGACCUAAUGGAGCUGGACCUGGAGGAGCACAUGGGAAGGGAAUUGGAGGCUCUUAUGGUGAAAGAACUGAUUCCACAUAUGGCGGUGGACCAGGAAGAGCAUAUGGCGGUGGACCUGCUGGAGCCUAUGGCACUGGACUUGGUGGAGCAUACGGCGUUGGACCUGAUGGGGGAGGUAGACCUGGAGGAUCAUAUGGUGGAGCUAAUGGAGUUGGACCUGGAGGAGCACAUGGCAAGGGUAUUGGUGGUUCAUAUGGUGAAAAACCUGAUCCAGCAUAUGGCGGUGGACCAGGAGGAGCAUAUGGUGGUGGACCUGCCGGAGCCUAUGGCACUGGACCUGGCUUUGGACCUGGUGGAUUUGGAGGGUCAUUUGGUGGUGGACGUAAUGGGGCUAUUGGAGAUGGACCAGGUGGAGCAUAUGGCGGUGGCACUUCUGGAGCAUACGACACUGGACUUGCUGGAACAUAUGGUGGAGAAUUUGGUGGGUCUUUUGGCGUUGUAUCUGGUGGAGCAUAUGGUGGUGGACAUGGAGGGUCAUAUGGUGGAGGAGCUAAUGGAGGUGGACCGGGAGGACUUGGUGGAGCCUAUGGCACUGGACCUGGAAGGCCUGGUGCUGGCGGUGUACCUGGUGGACCUGUAGGAUCAUUUGGUGGAGGACCUUUUGGAGCAUAUGGGGGUGGACCUACUGGCGGAGGACCAGGUGGAACAUAUGGGGAUGGACCUGGAGGGUCACAUGGUGGUGGACCUGGAGGGCCAUAUAAUGGUGGACCUGGCAGGUCAUAUGGGGGAGCUAAUAGAAUUGGACCUGGAGGAGCACAUGGCAGGGGAAUUGGUGGUUCAUAUGGUGAAAGCCCUGGUUCAGCAUUUGACGGUGGACAAGGAGGAGCGUAUGGCGGUGGACCUGGUGGAGCAUAUGUUGGUGUACCUGGUGGAGCGUAUGAAAGUGGACACGGAACAUAUGGUGGGGCGUUUGGGGUUGCUUCUGGUGACGCAUACAGCCUAGGAACAUAUGGCGUUGGACCUGGAAGAACACAUGGUGGUAGACCUGGUGAAGCAUAUGGUGGUAGACCUGGUGGAACAUAUGGUGCUGGAUCUGGUGGGGCUUUUGGCGUUGUAUCUGAUGGCUCAUAUGGUGUUGGACCAAGUGGAACAUACGGUGGUUUACCUGGAGGAAUGUAUGGUGGUGGAUCUGGUGGAAUAUAUGGUACUGGACCAGAGGGAGCAUAUGACGUUGGUUCUAAUGGAGCAUAUAUCGGUGUGCCAGGUGGAGCAUAUGACGUUGGAGCUUAUGGUGAUGGAACAUUUGGAGCAUAUGGUGGGGAACCAAGUGGAGCAUAUGCUGAGGAUUCUGGAAGUAUAUUUUCUGCAGUAUCGGAGAUUGGAGGAGGAUUCGGAGAUGGGUAUGGAGGAGAAUUUGGUGGGGCAUAUGGCGAGGAAAUGGUUGAAGCAUAUGGGUUUGGACGAGGUGGACCAUAUAGUGGUGGAUUUAGUGGGGCGUAUGGUGAUGGAUCUGGCGGAGGAUAUGAUGGUAGAACUGGUGGAUUAUAUGGUGAUGCAUCUGGGGACGAAUAUGGUGGAGGAUUCGGAGUUGGAUUUGGAGAAGGAUAUUCUGGCGUAUUUGGGGUUGUAUCAGGAAGAGGAGAAUAUGGCGGAGGAUUCGGUCCUGUAUAUGACGGAGGAUUCGGUGGAACACAUGAUGGUAGACCUGGUGGGGCAUAUGGUGUUGAACCUGGUGGAGCCUUUGAUGGAUCAUAUGGCAUUGGACCUGAUGGAGCAUAUGACGUUGUUCCUGGUGGAGCAUAUGACUUUGCACCUGGUGGAGCAUAUGGUCUUGUACCUGGUGGAGCAUAUGGUGUCAUGUUUGGUGGAUAUGGUUCAUUACCUGCCACUGGAGAUGGUGGAGGUGCUGGUGGAGCAUAUGGAGGUGGAUAUGGUGGAGAGAUUGGCGGUACAUAUGAUGGUAGACUUGAUGGAGCAUAUGAUGGUGAAUCUGGUGGAGCAUAUGGUGCAAGCAUGGGUGAAUAUGGUUCAUUAGGCGAUGGAGGAUUUGCAGGAAUAUACGCUGGUGGAUCCAGUGGAGCAUAUCUAGGAGGUUCUGGAGAUAGAUACGGUGUAGUAUCUGGAGGAGAAGGAUAUGGGGGAGAAUUCGGAGGUGGAUAUGGCGUAGUAUUUGGAGGUGGAUAUGGAGGAGAAUACGGCGGAGAACAUGGUGAAGCAUAUGGUGGAGGGCCUGGUGGAACAUAUAAUGGUGAAACUGGUGGAUCAUAUGGCAGUGGACUCGAUGGAACAUAUGGCAAUGGACUCGAUGGAACAUAUGGCAGUGGACCUGGUGCAUCAUAUUUCGUUGGACCAGGUGGAAUAUAUGGCGUAAUAUCCGGAGGUGGAUCUCGUGCAAUAGGAUAUGCUGUAGGAUCUGAAGGUGGUUAUGGUGGAGUCCAUGGAGGUGGAUUUGAAGGUGGAUACGGUGGAGAAUACAGUGGAGGAUAUGGUGGUGGACCUGGUGGAGCAUAUGGAGGUGAACCUGGAGGAGGAUAUGGCACAGUAUCUGGAGGUGGAUACGGCGGAGAAUCCAGUGGAGAAUAUAGAGCAGGAUUUGGAGGUUUUGGUGGAAAUUUCAAGGGAGGAAAUUACAAGGGAGAAAAUUACAAGGGAGGAAAUGGACAAGGAUAUCCCAGAGGACUUGUAGGACCAUAUGGCGCAAAUAAUGGCCUAUAUGUCGUAUUUGGAGGCUAUAGGGGUAAACAUGGAGAUAAUAGCGCAAGCGGAAAAGGAGGUGGAUAUGGCAUGUCUGGUGCUGGAGGUUACAUUGGAGGAUAUCGCAGUGGACAUGGAGAAGCAUCUGGUGCAGGUUAUGGAGCAAGCAGUGGUCAAAAUGGAUAUGACGAUGCUGGAGGUUAUAGUGGAGAAAUUGGAGGUGGAUAUGGAGGUUAUGACGUCACCAAUGACGGAGGUGAAUAUGGCAUGCCUAGUGAUGGAGGAUACGGUGGAGGAUUUGGCGGAGGAGAUGAUGAGGUAUCCGUUGGAGGAUAUGACGCAAGCAGCGGCGAAUUUGGAUAUCGCAGAUCUAGUACUGGAGGAUUUGGCGGUAAAUAUGGAAAAGCAUCUGGUGGACAUUAUGACAUAAGUAGAGGAGGCGAAGGUGGACAUGGCAUGUCUGGUGCUGGAAAAUAUGGCGGAGGAUUUGGAGGACACCAUGUUAGCACAUCCAGGGGAGUUUAUGACCCAAGCAGAAGAAGAGGUGGUUAUGGUUCGCCGAAUGCUGCACAAUUUGGUGGAAUAUAUGGCUAUGGAUAUGGCAGAGGAAGUGAACUGCAUGGUUUGCCGAAUGCUGCACGAUUUGGUGGAAUAUAUGGUUAUGGAUAUGGCAGAGGAAGUAAACUGCAUGGUACGGCUACUGCUGGAGCAUAUAGACCAGGCGGUGGUGGUGGAAGAUAUGGGCAAGUUGGAGCAUUUGGUGGAGGAUAUGGAGCAAGCGGGGGAAGGGUUGGAGGAUAUGGAAGAAGAUACAGAGCAAGGGGCAGCGCUGCUGGUGGAUAUGGUUUGUAG
Parasteatoda tepidariorum (common house spider) is the source of this 13590-nucleotide messenger RNA. NCBI's taxonomy places the organism in Eukaryota, Metazoa, Arthropoda, Arachnida, Araneae, Theridiidae. The record is from RefSeq and is a predicted model, not a curated record.